Molecule: messenger RNA, 2454 nt
Organism: Diceros bicornis minor
Lineage: Eukaryota; Metazoa; Chordata; Mammalia; Perissodactyla; Rhinocerotidae
Gene: CD300LB
Product: CD300 molecule like family member b
Exons: 3
Coding region: 451-1188 (245 amino acids)
Cellular component (GO): plasma membrane
Molecular function (GO): transmembrane signaling receptor activity
Source: RefSeq, a predicted model, not a curated record
AUGGAGGCGUCACUCCGUGCGGUGCGCGAGGGGACAAGAUAAAGGCUGGCGAGGGCCCUGGGGACCCCUGUGCAGCUGGCUCACGCUGCUUCCUGAGAGCUGCUUUGGGACUCCUCUUCCCAACUCUGUGUUCAGUGACAUCGCGUUGAUAGCCUGAAAUCAGCCAUGGGGGGAGUAUUUACACUACAGAAGUGGGAAAAUACCACAAACCAGAGAUUUUUUUUCCCCCAGAGGGCUGGUUGUUAAAUAUUUACCAACACACCACUGUUUACACUGAGAUUUGAAAAGAAGAGAAAUCAGUAGAGACAGAGUAGUCAGAGAACAGCGUUGAGAGGAUGAGGAAAGAAAGUGUCAGGAAAUCAGGAGUGUCACAUGGUGCGAUCAGGUCUAGGGAGAGGAGGACCAAAGAGGCCAGAGCAUUGUCACCGAGGGAGCUGAUGUGGAAGCUGGAUGGAGGAGAGGGUGGACGUUAGGGGUCAGCUAGGGGGUAGUCGGGAAGACUGGGGACCCUGGUCCAGUCCCUGGACAUCAGUCUGGGGCCAUGUGAGCAGGGGGCUCCCAGGCCAGGGAGGUUCACAGGGCAGGAGCUGUAUCUUGAGAUUCUGUUUUCCAGGCUGUUUCUCUAUCCAAGGCCCAGAGUCCGUGAGAGGCCCAGAGAAGGGCUCAGUGACCGUGCAGUGUCACUAUAAACCAGGAUGGGAGAUCUACAGGAAGUGGUGGUGUCGAGGAGCAAGGUGGGAUUUAUGCAGGAUCCUCAUUAAAACCACUGGAUCAGAGCAGAAGGUGAAGGAGGACCGUGUCUCCAUCAGGGACGAUCAGAGAGACCGCGUGCUCACCGUGACCAUGGAGGAGCUCAGGCGAGACGAUGCAGGCACUUACUGGUGUGGGAUUGAGAGAACCGGAGUGGACCUGGGCACACGAGUUAAAGUGGCCAUUGACCCAGAGGGAACAGUUCUGAGCACACCAGCAAGCCCGCCAACUGCCAACAACCAUACAGGAGUCUCCUCUGGCACCUCCGUCAGGACCCAUUACAUGCUCCUGGUAUUCGUGAAGGUGCCCGUCUUGCUCAUCUUGGUUGGUGUUGUCCUCUGGUUGAAGGGGCCCCAGAGGGUCCCCAAGGAGCAAUGGGAAGAGCCUAUCUAUACAAACUUGUCCUCUGACCUUCUGACCAAGGACACAGCCCCUUAGACGGAUGGAUGGGAAGAAACUUCUGACCCUGGACCCUAUUUGCAGGGGAGACACAGGAUGUGGAAGAAAUGCCUCUGGGUCCUUAGGAGGCAAUGACUGAGGCUGGGGGCCCUGGGGACUGGCCGAGUGCCCUCCCUGCUCCGCACAGCUCAGGGACACAGCUCAGUCUCCUCCUAAGGCAGCCUCACCUCCUGGAGUGCCAGCACCUUGUUCCUACUUCUUCAGGUAGCAAACGCCCCACCCCACCCCAUCAGGUGUUGGGGCUUAUGGUCAGGAGCUGUUGGGAUGGAGUCCAAGUGUCGACGGCAGUGUCCCCACUGCUGAAGAACUCGGGCACAGAGCCAGAGACACAGAGAGAAGCAGCAGGGGUGUGGGAGACAGAGAGAUGGAGCCCUGCCCGGACCCUGGUUUCCGUCGUUCCUGAGAGCAGCUCAACACUCGCUAUGUCUGAGCUUCUGAUAUAUGUUUUUUAAGAUCUUUUUUCUUAAGCUAGUCAAGUUGGGUUUUGAUGUCUUGUGCCCAUGAGAACCCCAAAUGAUGCGCGCGUGUGCACACACACACACACACCCCCCCCCACACACACACCCCAAGGAGGGUGAUUCUGUAGUGAGUUCCUGGUUCUGGGGCGUGAGAAUUUGGACAUCCUCACUGCCCAGGGAACACACUGCUCUGAGUACUCCUGGCUGAGGAGGGACCAGGAACCUCCCUGGGCCCCGCCCCAGUGCUAGCCUUCCUCCUCCUCCUCUUCCUCCUCUUCCUCCUCCUCCUCCUCCUCCAUCCAGGCGCCCUAGCUCCGUGCCGCGCUCCCCCCUCAGGGGCUGGGGCUUCCUGGGAGCUGUGACUUGGGAGUCCAGCCUGCGCUCCCCCCUCAGCACAACUGCUCAGAUCUCCCGUGGGGCUGCUGGGCCUGGAAACUACCUCAAGGUCGGGGAGGGCGGUCAUGAAGACUGUCUGAGGGAAACAAUGUUGCCUCUCUUAAACGCUGUUGUUUAAACCAUCUUAAUAAUGAAAAAUGUCUGAGGAAAAUGACGUCGCCUCUUUAAAACGCCCCCCUCACAGCAACGAUGCCCUUGGACUCGGUCACUUUGUGCCAUAUGACUCACGGGUCCUCACACCAAGGGGAGCUUCGCUUCACCUGAGGAGAAACAGUCUCAUCUGAGACGUGCCCCCACAUGCAAACACACACGUACAUGCGUUCAGAAUGUUUCCCUUUGGUUCCCCUUCUCAGCUUUACUGAGGUAUAUUUGACAAAUAAAAAUUCUAUAU